AUGACAUCAUCUAGCGUGUUUGCCCUGGGUUGGCAAGCCAUGAUCAACAUCAAGCAAGCUACGUUCUGGAAACAAAAUCAGGACGACCAAACAAUAGCCAAGAAGAAACGGCCGUAUGACAAGACCAACCGCAGUGCCAAUGCUUUGUAUCUCAGAGAGAAGUCUGGGGUGUACAAGAAGAAUGGUUCCGAUCCUUCGAGAAUAAACUCUUUGAUUCAGAAAGACUCCUGUCUAUGUGCCAGCAAAACCUGCUUCAAGCAGUUCGCUCAGUCCAAAGAGUUACAUCAAUUCAUUGGUGAGUUCUGGGACUUGAACAAGCAAGACCAAGAUUCACUUUUGCAGACCUCUUCAACUGGGAGUGGACCUACUCAAGCCUGGACUCUUCUGGGCCAUCCGAUUGGUUUCAAAUGCUUGGCCUCCCUGGUAGCUGUUGGAAAAUCUCGCCUCCGCAACGCAUCAGCACAUGCUGCUCCGGACCUCCGGCACGGAAAGAAGGCUCACCGGAGCAAACCCGGGACUUGGACAGCUGACGCUUUCUUCCAGGUGGCCUAUGACUCGAUAGCCGAAACAUUACCAGACCAGUUUGUUCGUCGAGGCCGAGCCAAAAAAAGAUCUAGACGACGAUGA
This is a messenger RNA of Durusdinium trenchii, 627 nucleotides long. NCBI's taxonomy places the organism in Eukaryota, Dinophyceae, Suessiales, Symbiodiniaceae. The record is from the annotation of a GenBank genome assembly.